AUGUCUACCACCUAUCUACCUAACAAUAAAACCAGCCGAAAACGACUGCGUUUAAGAAGAAACCCUUAUUUGGUGCCGGAGUUAGAAUCGGAGAUGGCGACGGCGGAGUUAGAAUCAGAAAUCAACAAUGAUUCACUUCCUUAUCUUCCUAUCGAUCUCGUCCCUGAUAUCUUCUGUUGGCUACCUGUAAAACUCCUGGUACAACUCCGAUGCAUGUGCAAGUCAUGGAAUUCUCUAAUCUCCGAUCGCAGUUUCACCAGAAAGCACCUCAGCCUCUCAACCACUCGCCGCCUCCAUUACCAGCAUAAACCACGCGAGUUUAUUCACAAUUCUUACCCACUCGAAUCGGUUUUAACCAAUAGAUCAACCAAAGUCCCAGAACGCUGGGUUCAUUUGAACUGUAUUGCUGGUUCCUGUGACGGCAUACUUUGUAUUUCCGAUAAGCCUAACUGUUUAGCUUUAUUCUGGAAUCCUUCUAUUAGAAAGUUCAAGGAAUCUCCCCCUUUUCAAAACUUUGAAAUUCUUAACAAGGUUUAUUCGACCUACGGCUUUGGCUAUGAUCGCGUUUCUGAUAAUUAUAAAGUGGUUGUUCUUUACAACUCCGAACCUGAUUUCCCUACCAUAACUACAGUUAAAAUUCAUACUUUGGGCACCAAUUUUUGGAAAACCAUUCCGACCUUUCCUUCUGGAACACAUGUCUUUGAUGAGCAAUCUGGAACACAUGUAAGAGGUACACUUAAUUGGAUUGCCUAUACUGGACGGCGUCAGCAAGGUCCGCUUUUAAUUGCUUCUUUCGAUUUGGGAAAGGAGUCUUAUCAGAAGCUUUUGCCUCCUGAUCAUCCAGAGAUCUGUCAGCUUUACUUAACAUUGGCUGUCUUGAGGGACUGUUUGUGCCUAAUUUCUGAUCAUCAUAUUUGGGUCAUGAAGGAAUAUGGAAUUCAUGACUCUUGGACUAAAUUGUUCUCGGUUUCAUACAUGCAACAUCCUACUAGGUGUUAUAUCUUGUCCAGGGUAUUGUAUAUUUUUGAUGCUUCUGGAAACUCAUGUGGAUUGGAAAACGAAGUUGGUUGUUUAUGA
Vicia villosa (hairy vetch) is the source of this 1077-nucleotide messenger RNA. RefSeq names its product F-box/kelch-repeat protein At3g23880-like. The coding region runs from base 1 to 1077 and encodes 358 amino acids. The transcript has a single exon. Lineage: Eukaryota; Viridiplantae; Streptophyta; Magnoliopsida; Fabales; Fabaceae. Gene Ontology annotation, molecular function: protein binding. The record is from RefSeq and is a predicted model, not a curated record.